Molecule: messenger RNA, 420 nt
Organism: Wickerhamiella sorbophila
Lineage: Eukaryota; Fungi; Ascomycota; Dipodascomycetes; Dipodascales; Trichomonascaceae
Product: Cytochrome c oxidase polypeptide 5A, mitochondrial
Exons: 1
Coding region: 1-420 (139 amino acids)
Biological process (GO): mitochondrial electron transport, cytochrome c to oxygen
Source: RefSeq, a predicted model, not a curated record
AUGAGUUUGUUGAAAAUUGCCGGCCGUCAUUCGGUGCGGUUCAUGUCCACAAAGCCUGCGACGCCCCUCCAGGUUGCUUUGAAAUACGGCGACGAUGAAGAGGAAGCCAGAUACCGCAAACAAAAGAACCCGAUUAUUCCAGACGUCUCCGAGCUGCCCAAGCGAUGGAACAAGCUAGACGCUUUGAAGCAGGACGACAUUAUUGCCUAUUUGGAGGACCGCAUGCGUGGCGACUGGAAAGAACUCACCCAGCCCGAACGGAAAGCUAUCUGGUACGUCUACUAUGGCCCGUGGGGUGCCCGGGGGAAAGAGCAGGCCGACCCGGGCUCUAUCUAUGGCUCGUUUGCCGGGUUUGUUGGAGUGAUGCUACUUGGCGUAGUUGGAUACCAGGCUCUGCGCAAAAAGGAGUCUGAAAACUAG